This is a messenger RNA of Mycetomoellerius zeteki, 1405 nucleotides long. It is a transcript of the gene carmine, whose product is annotated as AP-3 complex subunit carmine. The transcript is spliced from 9 exons. The record is from RefSeq and is a predicted model, not a curated record. Gene Ontology annotation, cellular component: clathrin adaptor complex. Lineage: Eukaryota; Metazoa; Arthropoda; Insecta; Hymenoptera; Formicidae. Bases 1 to 1254 code for a protein of 417 amino acids. Gene Ontology annotation, biological process: vesicle-mediated transport; intracellular protein transport.
AUGAUAAACAGUCUCUUUAUUAUAAAUUCUUCAGGAGAUGUCUUCAUGGAGAAACAUUGGAAGAGUGCAGUCGCACGUUCGCUCUGCGACUAUUUCUUUGAUCAACAGCGACGAGUCUUGUCACCGGAGGAUACACCUCCGGUGAUAGCUACUCCACAUCAUUAUCUCAUUAGUAUAUAUCGCUGUAAUAUGUUCUUCGUCGCAGUGUGCAUGACAGAAGUCCCACCAUUGUUUGUUAUUGAAUUCUUGCACAGAGUAGUGGACACUUUCGAGGAUUAUUUCAGCGAAUGUACAGAAACUAUUAUAAAAGAAAAUUAUGUGGUAGUAUAUGAGUUGCUAGAUGAGAUGUUAGACAAUGGUUUCCCUCUGGCGACGGAAUCUAAUAUAUUGAAAGAAUUGAUCAAGCCACCUAAUAUUUUACGCACCAUUGCAAAUACUGUUACGGGCAAAUCCAACGUUAGUGCAAUCUUGCCAAGUGGACAAUUAUCCAACGUCCCUUGGAGACGAACUGGAGUGAAAUAUACCAACAAUGAGGCGUACUUUGAUGUUGUUGAGGAAGUCGAUGCGAUUAUUGAUCGAACUGGAGCAACAGUGUUUGCAGAAAUUCAGGGCUAUAUUGACUGUUGUAUAAAAUUAAGUGGUAUGCCAGAUCUCACUCUAUCGUUUAUGAAUCCAAGACUAUUCGAUGAUGUUAGCUUUCAUCCUUGCGUUCGAUUCAAAAGAUGGGAAUCGGAGAGAAUACUUUCCUUUAUUCCCCCUGAUGGUAACUUUCGCCUUCUUUCAUAUCACAUAGGAUCACAAAGUAUUGUAGCAAUUCCUAUAUAUAUAAGACAUAAUAUUAGUCUAAAAGAACCAGGAGGUGGUAGAUUAGAUAUCACUGUUGGACCAAAACAGACUAUUGGUAGGACGGUUGAAAACGUGACUCUAGAAAUUCCCAUGCCAAAGAUAGUUUUGAAUUGCACUUUAACUCCAAACCAAGGAAAAUAUUCUUUUGAUCCUGUCAGUAAAAUAUUGCUGUGGGACAUUGGAAGAAUUGACGUUUCCAAGCUGCCAAAUCUCAGAGGAUCGAUCACAAUACAAAAUUCAACAACUAUUACUGAAUCAAAUCCUGCUAUUAAUGUGCAUUUUACGAUAAAUCAAUUAGCAGUAUCCGGAUUGAAAGUAAAUCGGUUAGAUAUGUAUGGUGAAAAAUAUAAGCCAUUUAAAGGUGUCAAAUAUAUCACUAAAGCUGGAAUAUUUCAAAUAAGAAUGUAAAUAUGUGUUAAUAAUUAUAAAUUCUAUCCUUUUUACAUUACAUUAAACAUAUAUCUUAUAACAUUAUAUCUAUGAACAGAUUAAAUGUGAUGAAUUUACAUGACAUUAAAGGUAUAUAGUUUGCAGUAAUGACUAUGUACAAAAAUAAGAA